Molecule: messenger RNA, 1380 nt
Organism: Spathaspora passalidarum NRRL Y-27907
Lineage: Eukaryota; Fungi; Ascomycota; Pichiomycetes; Serinales; Debaryomycetaceae
Gene: IPT1
Product: inositolphosphotransferase
Exons: 1
Coding region: 1-1380 (459 amino acids)
Biological process (GO): inositol phosphoceramide metabolic process; sphingolipid biosynthetic process
Cellular component (GO): inositol phosphoceramide synthase complex
Molecular function (GO): inositol phosphoceramide synthase activity
Source: RefSeq, a predicted model, not a curated record
AUGACUCUCUCACUUGUGGCUAGGCCAUUUAUAUUCUUAUAUCAGUUAUUGUCGAGGAUAUUUUGGUCAGGCUUAAACAAGAAGCCUAUAUGGCGUUUAAUUUUGAACUUUUGGAUAGGCUUUUCAACUGUCUUUAUAUGGUUAUUGAUUUUCAAAAAUGCCGGACUAAUUCCCCAUUCUAUCAGACCCCCCAUUCAUGUCAAAUUACCCGUUAUCAUGGACCAUUAUAUGUUUUCCAAUAUGGUAGGCAGCGUUUUUAUGAUUUUAUGUUUGUCAAGUUUUAGCUAUUUACUUUUUGUCAAAUAUUACCGACCUAACAAUUGUCAAAAUUUGACAAAGUAUUUACCCAUCUUGAAUAAGCGAGAAUCCAUUGAAAUUCGGGAAGAAUCUAUAUCAUCCGAAAGCUCCAACAGCAGUGAUUUGGAGGACCACUUUGGAUUGGAUUCAUUUGCCCUCGACUCCACCACUUCAACCAUCGAACCAUUGUCAUUUAUUGAGCCAGAAGAUCAUGUUCCUCCCCUCGAGUUUUUCCGUACUUUGUCUGAAGCAGAGAUAACGCAACGGGAAUCAGAAACUAAUGCUAAAAUUAUUGACCAUUUGCGGGCAACACAUUCUUACCAACCACGCAAUUGUUGGUAUUUUGCCCCGCCUUUAUUAUUUUUUCUCAGUUGGGGUAUAUUAAAUAUAGACUACUGGUUUAAAGAUCCAAUUAACACGCAAAAGGAUCUACUUGCAUGGUUUCUGUAUGUCAUUUGUCACAUUACAGUUCCUAUAGUCACUGCGGUAUGGCUCUAUGUAUUUCAUGCCCCGGGUGCAGUCAAGUUAUACGGGCUUACUUUGGGGAUUCAAAACAUAUGUGGUGUACUUACACAUUUGGUAUUCCCCAAUGCACCACCUUGGUUUGUUCACAUGUAUGGGGAGAAUAAAGAAGCCAAUUACGAAAUGCCAGGAUAUGCAGCAGGACUAAUUAGAGUUGAUAUUGCUUUGGGCACACAUUUACAUUCCAAAGGAUUCCAUGCAUCGCCAAUCGUGUUUGGAGCAAUUCCUUCAUUGCAUUCGGCCAUGGCAGUUAUGACAUUUUUCUUUGUUUCAUAUUAUGCCAGAUGGACUGCUGUCAAAGUUGCAUCAUUUUUGUUUGUUGUUAUUCAAUGGUGGGCCACUAUUUACUUGGACCAUCAUUGGAGGGUUGAUUUACUCAUUGGGUUAAGUUAUGCAUUAUUUUGGUUCACCAUUGUUAAGAAUGUUAGAUUUGGAUUAAAUAGAGUUGACGAACAGUUUAUUAAACUGAGAUUACGAUUUGAUUUUGCGCACGGAAGUACUAUGGGGAUGAGAGUUUUUCGGAAUACACGAUUGCAAAAAUUCUUUGAUCCCUUGGCAUAA